Molecule: messenger RNA, 1118 nt
Organism: Dromaius novaehollandiae (emu)
Lineage: Eukaryota; Metazoa; Chordata; Aves; Casuariiformes; Dromaiidae
Gene: STEEP1
Product: STING1 ER exit protein 1
Exons: 7
Coding region: 54-722 (222 amino acids)
Biological process (GO): endoplasmic reticulum to Golgi vesicle-mediated transport; endoplasmic reticulum membrane organization
Source: RefSeq, a predicted model, not a curated record
GGACAGGGGCGGCCGCGGCUCCGCCCGCCGGGGCGGUGCUGCCGGGCGCCGCCAUGCCCAAGGUGGUGUCGCGCUCCGUGGUGUGCUCCGACACUCGCGACAGGGAGGAGUACGACGAUGGCGAGAAGCCGCUGCACGUCUACUACUGCCUCUGCGGGCAGAUGGUGCUGGUGCUGGACUGCCAGCUGGAGAAGCUGCCCAUGCGGCCGCGGGACCGCGCCCGGGUGAUCGACGCCGCCAAACACGCCCACAAGUUCUGCAACGCCGAGGAGGAGGAGAGCGUCUACCUGCGCAGGCCAGAAGGCAUAGAGCGGCAGUACAGAAAGAAAUGUGGCAAGUGUGGACUGCUGCUCUUUUAUCAACACCAACAGAAAAAUGCCCCAGUGACUUUCAUUGUCGAUGGUGCUGUGGUCAAGUUUGGCCAGGGCUUUGGGAAAACAAACAUAUAUACUCAGAAACAAGAGCCUCCCAAAAAGGUGAUGAUGACCAAACGGACCAAAGAUAUGGGCAAAUUCAGUUCAGUCACAGUCUCCACAAUUGAUGAAGAGGAGGAAGAGAUUGAAGCGAGGGAGAUUGCAGACUCCUAUGCACAGAAUGCAAAAGUGAUUGAGAAGCAACUGGAACGCAAAGGAAUGAGCAAAAGAAGGCUACAGGAGUUGGCUGAGCUGGAAGCCAAGAAAGCCAAGAUGAAAGGAACCCUGAUCGAUAACCAGUUCAAAUGAAGUGCUCCAUGUUGCUGGGUGUUUGGAGACGGGAGAGAACUACCAGGAACUCUUGCGGCUCUGUCAGCGUAGCAGAAAUAAUGGACAAUAUUCAAGAGCAAUGUGCUGCAACCAGCUUGGAGGUUGAGUCUCUCCCUAGUAUGGGUGAUGCUCUGAUAUUUUAAUAACUGAAAUGGCACUGGAAAAUUCUCUGAAACUGCAGUUUUUUUACACACCCAGUGCUAUGCCAAAUAGCAAGCUAUUCCAGCCAGAACACUUAGUUUUGGGGAAACGCUUUACUGGGUGUCUGCAUGGGUUCAGUGCACCUUUUAAUAGUUUUCAGAUGUGCAUAAGAUUUCCAUAAAUGUAUUAGAGCAACAGGUCAAUUGUGCAACAAAGAAAUCCUUACAAAAGUAA